Chara braunii is the source of this 2110-nucleotide messenger RNA. Lineage: Eukaryota; Viridiplantae; Streptophyta; Charophyceae; Charales; Characeae. The record is from the annotation of a GenBank genome assembly.
GCGCGCUGAAACACGAGCACUUCGUCAGAAGAGAGACACUGACGCCGAGUACGUGCGCCGCAAGGACCACUUAUUCACGUUGCUCGACAACUACCACGGCGCCUCCCGCAUGAACGUGAAGACCUUCCUCGACAGGUUGCAGUCCCUGUACUUCGUGGAGUCAGAGGAGGAGUUGACGUUCGGCAGUUACUCCUCCUUGAUCUCCACGGAAGACGAGGAGACCACCGACAUCGAGUUCGACGCGACCGCGGACGAGGAGGGCAGCGACACCGAAAGCCUCGACCUGCAGUACGACCCACAUCCCGCACAGCACGCUACAGGGUCGUCCUUGGCAGCGAUCCAAACGGGUGAGUGGAUCGUGGCCGUCGCUGUCCCAGACGGAGGAUGGAUGCCCCUCCCCCGCGGGUCGAAGUCUGACUUCCUCGAGGUCGCUAGAAUUGCGGUCCUCCAGAAAGUGAGGGCCGAGAAUGAUUGUUUCGCACCCGAAGACGUGUCCGUCAUUUCCACAGUCGGGCGAUUGUUCGCCGAACUUCAGGACAAGUGCUGGUUGGAGCUGACGGAGGACUACUACGACCUCAAUACGAGCCCCUCGAAGGGAAGGGUGGACUGGAAAAUCCCCCCUCCCAGUGGGACGCAUGUAAGUGCAGGGUCCCGGGGACCGGACGGUGGGGAGAACGAGGGCGACGAGGCUGGUGGCGGCAAAGGAGUCCCGCCUGGUUCGGAGGGCGGGUCUCAGGGCGACACCACGACAGCGGAAGGCAGCGGCGGGGUGGCGAGGGAGGCCUUCGGGCGUCAGCAGUCUACCGGUCCCGGUCCAGAAGGCUCGGCGCAGUCAGCGGACGUGCCCACUUCAUCCGCCGGCUCGGUGAUGGCGGCCUUGGUUGCUCUCCGUGCCGGCUCGGUCGAAACGUUCAAGUCCGCCGAGAUCCGAACUUCAAUGCUUGCAGAGCGGACAAAGAGGACAGACGCGCAGAGCUGGUCAGGAGCGGGGGUGGCGCGUCGUGAUCCCAAAAUAGACAGCGGUGCAGUGAGGGACGGGACUGCGCCACCUGCGGGGGAUCGCCAACCGCUUCGGUCGGAGCGAGAGGGUACGUGUGGAGGGCCCGACGAUAGGGAGACGACGAAGUUCGCCGGGAUCCGAACUUCUUCAGGCAAGGGGGGCCAACCAGGGAUUGUGGUGCCGGCGGGAGGGGUUGCGUGCAGCCGGAAGGAAGGGCAUUCGUCGGAAUUCGACACAGGUUCGGGCGAAGUGGCUAGAAUGCAUGCACGGGAAGAAGGCAGGGUUAUGGACAAAGAGAAGGAAGGGGAGGAAGGAGACACAGGGGAGGAAUUGGAGGAAGGAGGGGAGGAAGGGGAGGAAGAAGAGGAUGAAGGGGAGGAAGGAGAGGAAGGGGAAGAAACGGAGUUGGUUGGGUUGCUAGGAGGGAAGGACGGGGAAAAUGGUGAGCUCGAUACUGGAGACGACAAACAAACGUUCGGCGACGACGAUGACAUAUCUGGGGAGUGGUCUGACGGAUUCGGGCAGUUGUACGGAGAACAUCGCGAGGAAGACGACGACGACGAUGACACGACACUGAAUAUGGAGACACAGGUGGUCACAAGCUUUUUGGCAGAACGUGAUGAUUAUGAGGUCGAAGCAAUGACGUCUGUCGUCAAUCUCCAACACCGGUUCAAUGAAGCUCGUGUUGCAGUCAGCCUGACUAAACCGAGUGUGCGUAUUGACAUCGAAGAAGUUAUCGACGGCAUCCUGGGUGACCACCACAUGUCCGCGCAGCCGUCCUCGACGCCUGGUGUCGACGACCCUCUCGACGUCAAACCUUCCGGGGGAACUGUCGUGGCUUUCUCGCCGACGAACUCUCCGAUGCUGCCGCCGACGAUCGUCAGUGGAGGAGAAGGGGAGAUCGAGGGACGACAAGAUGUCACAUCCCCGAAAAAAACUGUCGUCGGCACUCGAGCUCUCGACGUGCUGGCCUUGCCCGCGCCAACUUCACCGAUUAAGGAGCGAAGAGACAAACCAGCUGGUAAGCAGUGACAAAUGCCACUCUGUCUACGCGCCAGUGACCGCAGUGUCUGUCGAUGCAGGGAGUUCCUAAUGCCGGCAUGCUACAGC